Messenger RNA from Brienomyrus brachyistius, 1180 nucleotides. RefSeq names its product transmembrane protein 18 (gene tmem18). The coding region runs from base 159 to 608 and encodes 149 amino acids. The record is from RefSeq and is a predicted model, not a curated record. NCBI's taxonomy places the organism in Eukaryota, Metazoa, Chordata, Actinopteri, Osteoglossiformes, Mormyridae. The transcript is spliced from 5 exons. Gene Ontology annotation, cellular component: nuclear membrane.
CUACGUGACGUAUUUCUUAUGCGACUAGGGUUUCGUGUCUGUUUGACGAUUGUUUGGAGGGUGUCUUAGUUUGUGGCCAUUUAGCUACAUAUGUUAAUGGUCUUUUAUGUAAUAAUCUUUAAACUCUGUUCAGCGUUCGAUUUUACGUUUUUUCUGAGAUGGCCAAACAAAAUAGCAGCUCUAUCCCAAUCGAUGGCAUUAGUAAUAUGAGAAUAACUUCGCUGUGGACAUUCCUGGUUUCUGUGGACUGGUCAGAGUCCUGGUUGAUCGGGCUGCUGUUCUUUCACGUUCUGUGUUUUACCACCACACUCUUAACAUUCAGGUUUUAUCGACUGCAGAUCUGUCAUUUCUUUGUAUUGGUUGGAUUGGUGUACAGUGCAGAAUAUUUAAAUGAGUUUGCUGCUAUGCAUUGGAGGUCAUUCUCAAAGUACCAAUAUUUUGACUCCAAUGGGAUGUUCAUAUCAUUAAUUUUCUCUGCUCCUCUUCUAAUAAACACAAUGGUGAUUGUGGGAGUGUGGGUUUACAAGACUUUUGCAACAAUGACAGAACUUAAAACUCUGCAGCUGAAAAGGAAAGUGGCUAGAGAAAGCAGGAAGAAAAAAGAAUGAUUUUUGAGGAAAAAAUGUGCAAUGAAAAGUGUAAUUUGUAUGUUGCAAUAAUACUGUUAUGCCAGUAAGGCAAAUGUUAAGGUAUAUAUCAAAAUGGAGAAAUGUUGGCAAAUCACUGUAUUUUUUAAGUGUAAAUCGUACUGUAAAUUGAAAAGCAAACACUAUCAUUGUAAUUAAGUUGUAACUAAAGGUGUUUAUAUUAAGAGUUUGGCUAUAUGUUAUUGUUUUAUAUAAAGACCAAAUGCUGAAUGGAUAUAUGGAUGGCAUUCUAUUAUAAUUUUGAUGGAAAAUGUUUUUUGUAAAUACGGCCUUUAUUUUUGGAAAUAUCUCAAGGAAAUUAUUUGGUGCACAGAACUGUCAGUUAUUUGCAUAUUUUUAGGUGAGGCCUUUGUAUAAAGUUCAUUUUGGUGUCAGGCAUUUUUAAUUUGAAUUAAUUUUUGCUACUAAAGUGGAUGCAGUGAUAUUGUACAUAUGACAGAAGGCAGUAAAUAUCCCAUAUGAAAUGAAUAUAAAAUUGACAGAUCACUAAAUAAAAUUGGUCAUGGCCACAAGGUGGCACUACUGUGUAAAAA